GAGGUGGCAGCAGCCGCCCGGGGACGUGGGUUCCCGCUCGCUCUCUUGCCGCUGCCAUGGUUCCAGUCCGCUCGGGCCCGGCCUGGUGGCGUCUCCUCAGCUUGGCCGUUUUCGGCCCCAUCCUCUGCGGCCGAUCGGGCCGAGCUGAACCGGAGUCGGGUCCUGACCUGGGCCCGACAGCGGCGGAGGCUGACCCGCACGGGCGGCACCUUUACAACGCGGAGAUGCUGCGGCACGGCGCUGCCGCCGCUCCCCACUUCGUCAUGUUCUUCGCCCCGUGGUGUGGACACUGUCAGCGUCUCCAGCCUACUUGGAAUGAUUUGGGAGAUAAAUACAACAACAUGGAAAACCCACAGGUCUAUGUGGUUAAGCUGGAUUGUACUGCAGAUACCCCUCUCUGCUCUGAAUUUGGUGUCAGAGGGUACCCUACCCUGAAACUGCUCAAACCAGGACAAGAACCUCUGAAAUACCAAGGCCCUAGAGAUUUUCAGGCACUGGAAAACUGGAUGUUGGAGCAACUAAAUGAGGAACCAUCUGAUCCAGAAUCUGAUGUGGAACCACCAAAAGCCCCUGAACCUAAGCAGGGAAUGUAUGAGCUCUCAGCAGACAAUUUCAAGACGCACAUAGCAGAAGGCAAUCAUUUCAUCAAAUUCUUUGCCCCUUGGUGUGGUCACUGCAAGGCUUUGGCUCCAACCUGGGAACAGCUGGCUCAAGCUUUUGAGCAUUCCAAAACCGUCAAGAUUGGCAAGGUUGACUGCACACAGCAUUAUGAAGUUUGCUCUGAAGCCCAAGUUCGUGGUUAUCCUACACUCCUCUGGUUUAGGAACGGCGAAAAGGAUGACCAGUAUAAAGGGAAGAGAGACUUUGAUUCCUUGAAGGAAUAUGUGGAUUCCCAGCUACAGAGCUCUGGGAAGGAGCCACCAGCAGAUGAACCUGCUGAAGCCCCACAGCCACCUGCAGAACCCCCUCAUGUUGAGGCUGCUGUGCUGUCUCUUUCUGAGAAAGACUUUGAUGCAACCAUUGCUAGAGGGAUCACCUUCAUUAAAUUCUAUGCUCCAUGGUGUGGUCACUGUAAGAACUUGGCUCCGACCUGGGAGAACCUUGCCAAAGAGCAAUUUCCAGGUUUGACUGAUGUCAAAAUAGCCGAAGUCGACUGCACGGUGGAACGUAACGUCUGCAGCAGAUUUUCUGUGCGUGGUUAUCCUACGCUGCUGCUUUUCCGAGGCGGGAGGAAAGUCAGCGAACACAACGGCACCAGAGACCUCGAAUCGCUGCACAGCUUCGUCCUGCGCCAGGCGAGAGACGAGUUGUAACCAGAGUCUGGCUGCUCCAUCCCUGGCUUGCUGCAGUACCUGAGGGAUGGCAAGCAGUGCUAAUUUUCAAGCAGUGUAUCUGGGGGAGGGAAGGGGAAGUGGGACAUUCUUUUGUUUGUUUUUAGGAAAUGGAAUGUACUAAAUGUUGUUAUCUUCCCUUUGUGUGUGUGUGUGUGUGUUGAAGAUACACUACCCUGUGUGUGAAGGAAAAGUAAUGUCAUUACUGUGCAAACUGAGACUAGUUUCAGCACGAGCGGUACUCUAUUGCAUUGCUGCUUUCCCACAACGAAGUGUAAGUGUUUCCUUUGAACCAGAAUGCAUGAAGAAAAUCAGCCUGAAUGCACCAGUACAGUAUUUUUGCCUUCAAGCUUGAUCUGGUUGAAAAUCCUUACAGACAUCCCACUGUAACUAGAAAGGUAAAAGCUACGACUGUGUCAAGUCACUUUUGCCUCUACAACUGUACUUGAACUGUACUUUGUCUUAACAUAGCUGAAAUGGAGAGUCAGGGAAAGUUGACAACACACACACUCACCCACCUUUGGAAGAUACCAAGGCCACUACAAGUUGUCUGCUCCUGUUAAUCCUCUCAGCAUGGGAGGUCUAGCCAUAAUGAAAGUGAUGGUACUGUAACAUGUGCCUGAGCAUUGCUGAUGCCAUACUGUACGUUUGUCAGGUGGAGGUUGUUCAUGGGCUGCUUCUGUCCAGCUCCAGAGGAGUAAGUGCAGUGCUUCUACAGAGCCCAAGCGAAGCGGUGUUUUUAUAGCUGCUCUGUCAGUAUGAAACGCUCCGUUAGAUUUCAGAGCUGAUGCUGUGUCUCCUGACCUCGCCUCAGUCCAGACCUGCUCCUUAGGCAGAGUAUUUGGAGAACAACGUUUCAUUUUCCUCUGUUCAGCUCUUCUGUACUAGUGUAAAAUAGCUGCCUGCUCCUCCUGAGCCUUCACCUCUUUCCAGGCUGUAAGUUUGAACACCAGGACCAGGCACCCUGUGGGGCCUUGAAUCACAAUAUGGAUCUGUUCUUUGGUGCAUAAGAUGUUCCAUUUCAGACAUAACUGAAAGCCAAAGAAUUUCCACCAGAGAGACUGAGAUUCAAAGACAGCAGAAACCAAGGACUGACUUGUGCACAGAAACUCAUGGAAUGAGGAUGGCUACAGGUGAAUUAACUAAUCUGUCAAGAUGCUGAUUUUUGUCCAUCAUAUGGAGUAGGUUGGGUUGGUUUGGGUUUUUUCUAAAACAACAAAAAAUGGUGAAUCAGCAAUGAAUUUUUUUAAAUCAAUGAAUUCCUUCCAGUACUUCACUGUCUGUCCAGAACUCCUGCUUCUGUUCAAUCUAAAGACGUGUAAAGGUGGAAAAGCCACAGUGCAAGCUGAAAGCGUUGUCCAGGCAGCUGUAGGAGCCGAGUCUCGCUACUUCUGCCUGAAAGGAAGCUUUUAUUACCACGUUUUUACCUACUUUCUAGUGAAGCACAGUCUCAUGAGUUUCUUGUACAAAAUCCAAGUGGUACAAUUGUUUACACAGAGAUUUUUUCCUAAAUAAAGCCUUUUUCAAAAAGAA
Molecule: messenger RNA, 2864 nt
Organism: Pogoniulus pusillus (Red-fronted tinkerbird)
Lineage: Eukaryota; Metazoa; Chordata; Aves; Piciformes; Lybiidae
Gene: TXNDC5
Product: thioredoxin domain containing 5
Exons: 10
Coding region: 57-1313 (418 amino acids)
Biological process (GO): protein folding
Cellular component (GO): endoplasmic reticulum
Molecular function (GO): protein disulfide isomerase activity
Source: RefSeq, a predicted model, not a curated record